AUGAAUACAACAUCAGAAACUUAUGAAAUUGAUUCGAACUUAAACAUUAUUAAAAACACGCUAGGUGUAAUUGGAGCUAUCGGAGACGCAGCCCAACCAUACUUACCUCUAAUUUCGACUGUGACAACUAUUAUUACAGAAAUAUUUAAUAUUUACGAAAAUGUUCAAUAUAAUAAAAAUAUUUGUAACUCUUUGAUGGACCGAGUAGCUGCUGCUGAGGCAGCUAUUAAAAUUUUAGAAAGGAGGAAACAAAAUUAUGAAAAAAAUUUCCGUGAUAUCAAUUACUAUAAAACCUUCUUAAAAUUCAUCGACGUGAUGGAAAGGAUGAAACAAUUCAUUAAAGAUGUGUCAACCCUAUCUGGGUUUAAAAAGUUAAUGCAUGUUAAUUUUGUUAAAGAAAAGUUCGGAUCGCUUAUUAAUGAAUUUGAAACUACCAUGAAUGAUUUACAAUUUGCAACAAUGCUCUUUAACGACGAACAGAGAGAAAUAGAUGCAAUAGCUCUUAAGUCUGACCUAGAAGAAAUGUCAAAGUUUUUGGAAGUAAUUGGCGGUGGUGUCGUUGAUGCUAAUCAAAAUAUUAACAAUGUUCUGAAAGAAGUAUUAAUUAUUAAAAAUCAAUUGAGAUGCCAAAAUUCUAUUAUUAAAAACAUCAGAGCGACUGAGAUAGAGCCGAGAGAAUUAAAUGACCCUCAGAUUGGAAAUUCUACUGACACACGAGGCAAUAAAGAAUCACCUCUCGUUAAGAAACUGCUAAAUGGAGCUAUUGAAGUCGCCUGUAAACGAACAAAAAUUAUAGAUGAUGGUACAUCUGAAA
Racocetra fulgida is the source of this 814-nucleotide messenger RNA. NCBI's taxonomy places the organism in Eukaryota, Fungi, Glomeromycota, Glomeromycetes, Diversisporales, Gigasporaceae. The record is from the annotation of a GenBank genome assembly.